Molecule: messenger RNA, 4850 nt
Organism: Pelmatolapia mariae (spotted tilapia)
Lineage: Eukaryota; Metazoa; Chordata; Actinopteri; Cichliformes; Cichlidae
Gene: sppl3
Product: signal peptide peptidase 3
Exons: 11
Coding region: 526-1677 (383 amino acids)
Biological process (GO): membrane protein proteolysis
Cellular component (GO): Golgi-associated vesicle membrane; cytoplasmic side of endoplasmic reticulum membrane; lumenal side of endoplasmic reticulum membrane
Molecular function (GO): aspartic endopeptidase activity, intramembrane cleaving
Source: RefSeq, a predicted model, not a curated record
UUUUCGAUGCAUGAAAGCGUUUCAGUGCACGUCCUAUUUGUAAACCUCUUCAGUAGGGCGAUUUUGCGCGCUCCCGUGGACUCGCCAUAGAAAACAAAGCUGAACGUCUUCCAUAACAGCUAGGGGUGCAGACUUGAGGAAUAUCCGAAUUUAGUCUGCAUACAGCGAGCUGAAUAUGGAUUUACUGUGGGUGUAGCAUCGUUGGAGACCGAGCCUUCUCGGUUGGGGUGACAGCAGGACAUUAGCGAAACCACUGAAAAUAACAGCUGUGUCUUUUUUUCUCGGGGUGCUUUGUCUAGUCCACAUAACGAUAGCAAACCAUCACUGUCGUUUUAACCGCAAGAUAUUCAGCUAGUUCUUACUAGCUGCUGCCGGGAUGUAUCACCAUGUUGUCACCAAAAAGUAACCGCUAAGACGUCGGAUUGUGAAAGAAACGCAAGAAAACAUCUCCCGGGUCCCGACGGGUUGUCACUGGGACCUGAAUCUGUGUUAGCCACAGUCGCGGAACCCACUGUUUUUGGCGAUAUGGCGGAGCAAGGCUACUCAUCCUGGGCGUACUCCCUAGUUGACUCCAGUCAGGUGUCCACCUUCCUCAUUUCCAUUCUGCUCAUUGUCUAUGGCAGCUUCAGGUCAUUAAACAUGGAUUGUGAGAACCAGGACAAGGAUAAGGAUGGAAACCCUUCAACAACGGGGUCUUUCAAUAACAACAAUACAAACAACAGCAUUCAGACUAUAGACUCCACACAGGCCCUGUUUCUGCCCAUAGGAGCCUCAGUGUCUCUGCUAGUCAUGUUCUUCUUCUUCGACUCUGUACAGGUGGUCUUCACCAUCUGCACUGCAGUUCUUGCAACAAUUGCAUUUGCAUUCCUUUUGUUGCCAAUGUGCCAGUAUCUGACCAGACCCUGCUCCCCACAGAACAAGAUUUCGUUUGGUUGCUGUGGGCGCUUCACUCUGGCUGAGCUCCUGUCUUUCUCACUCUCUGUUAUGCUGGUGCUCAUCUGGGUGCUGACUGGACACUGGCUUCUCAUGGACGCUUUAGCCAUGGGCUUGUGUGUCGCCAUGAUAGCGUUUGUGCGACUUCCCAGUCUGAAGGUGUCUUGCCUGCUGCUGUCAGGACUGCUCAUUUAUGAUGUUUUCUGGGUGUUUUUCUCAGCAUACAUCUUCAAUAGUAAUGUGAUGGUCAAAGUAGCCACUCAGCCUGCUGAAAAUCCCAUAGAUGUUCUGUCCAGGAAGCUCCAUUUGGGGCCGGGGAUGGGCCGUGACGUACCCCGCCUCUCCUUGCCCGGCAAACUCGUCUUUCCCAGUUCCACAGGAAGUCACUUCUCGAUGCUGGGAAUAGGAGACAUCGUGAUGCCAGGGCUGCUGUUAUGCUUUGUCCUGCGUUAUGAUAACUACAAGAAGCAAGCGACCGGGGAAGUCCCAGGGCCCGGUAACAUGUCUGGACGCAUGCAGCGCGUCUCCUAUUUCCACUGCACUCUCAUCGGAUACUUUGUAGGACUGCUGACUGCCACCGUGGCCUCCAGGAUCCAUCGUGCUGCACAGCCCGCUCUGCUCUACCUGGUGCCCUUCACCCUGCUGCCUCUGCUCACCAUGGCCUACCUGAAGGGGGAUUUGCGGCGCAUGUGGUCUGAGCCUUUCCACGCUAAGUCUAGCAGCUCUCGCUUCCUAGAGGUAUGAUACAACUUGGGACAAGCGACCAGCACGGAGAAGUUUUUUUUUUUUUUUGUUGUUGUUGUUGUUGGGUUUUUUUUCUCCCUUAAUUCGAGGGAAGGAGAGAGGGCACACUCACAGUGAGGCCAUGUUGUCAUCACUCGUUCAUGCUUUCCACCAAUCUUCUGAGAAAACCCUCUGAUGGGACACCAGUGUGUGGAUCACAACGCCCCGACACAACUCAUCUUUGGUCCCUAUAUCCUCCCUGUUUCAUCUCUGCUUCCUCUCUGCUGUUUAUUUCCUCUUCACUACAGCACAUCCUGCCCAUGCUGUUUUUGUUCUGCCCCUCCCUGUCUUUGUUUCGUUUUUUUCCUCCCCCCCCCUCCUUUUUCACACGUGUAUAGUUGGUCUCAUUUGCCACUUCCCUCACAUGGCCUCGUCUCAUUCGUCAGGCCUCUUCUCUGUCUGCAGUUUCCUCCUUUUUCUACGUCUUUAAUUUCCUCUGCAUCUCUCUUUGUCUAUGACUCAGAUGAACUCGAGGGCAAGGCCUCCCUUCCCCCCUUUUUGUGGACUUGCAGUUGUGAGACAUAGCAGGGGUUUAUAUAUAUUUUUUUAGCAUUGUCGUGGUCAUUAUUAUUAAUAUUGUUGUUAUUAUUAUUAUUAUUAUUAUUAUUGGAACAACUGAAAAAAAAAUGGAGAAGAGGUGGAGUAUUGCAGCAGCACAGGAGAAUGCCCAUGAGCAGCGACACGGUAAAGGAGAAGAGUCUUCCCCUUCCAUCCGUCUGCCCUCGUUCACCUUCGCUUUCUCCCAUCUGUUCCACCAUCGCUCCAUAAUGGCUUCUCCUCGGCGCUCCUGCUCUCCUCUGACACUCCCUGUGAGCUCCUCCUCUCUGUUCAUCUGCUGUCCUCAUUCCCCACCCUCACAGAUAACUAUGUAUUUUAUUUAGAAAAGUUUUAUUCUUGGCAUAUACAGAAAUGAUGCAUUAUAAAUUGUUAAGCUGCCUCCUCCCCCCAGCGUUGGCGGGUGGGGGGCGCUUCUAUUUGUAUAUAUGUGUACACAUGUAUUUGCAGUAUCUUGAGUUUGUAUUUGUGUUUGGGAGCAUGUUGAACAGGGUGGGAAACUGACGCCAGCCAACAGCCGAAUUUUUGGUGAAUUUUGACUGCCAGCUGCGUCGACAAGCGAGUGUCCAUCUAUUGGAGACAGUUUUCUAAAUGUUUGUCGACUUGUCCAAUAGAAUCAACAGAUGGAUUUGUGUGUGUGUGUGUGUGUGUGUGUGUGUGUGUGUGUGUGGUUUAAAAAACAAAACAAACAAAAAAACAAUUUCCUUUGUUACUGAUCAAUGGCAAAGUUAGUUUCCUGUUCUAGUGUUAAAGUGUGUGUGUGUGUGUGUGUGAGAGAGAGAGAGAGAGAGAGAGAGAGAGCGAGCAGAACGAAUGAGUGAAUGGUUGUUUUACAUGGUUUUAAUUUGAAAUCACGAACACUGACGUUUAGAAACAGCGACAAUAGUCAGGUUUGCAUUGAGCUGGAUGUUCAAUCAAAACUUGCAUGAACUUUUACACAGAACUCACCGGAGGUCAUUUUUCUUCAGACAGGUGGAAAUGUAAACAGUGUUGUUUUUGUUUGUUUCAAAUAAAUGAAUGUUGAAGUAACUUGAAGGUAUGCUACGUUACUUUUAUCCUGAAACUACAUGUUUCAGUGAUUUUGCACAUCCCAAAUUUACACCUUUUAUAUAUGGCCUUGAAAACACACUUCUUUCCAGAAUACACAAGUCUUUUUGUGUUUUGGCAAACAAAAGGAAGAAAGAAAAAACAACAACAAACCACAAAAAGAACAAAUCAAACGAGACAUCUGAUCUGAACUCUGUAAAUGUCAGUGUUUGACCUCAGUCGAUGAAAACCUGACUAUUGUGAGAGUUUGAAAUCAAAGCCUGCUGCAGAGGAGGGUCAUUGGAUAUGAAGGCUUACUGAGAUUAAAGUAGCUACAGAUUAAAGGUUUUGUGGAUGGAUGGUGUGUGUGUUUGUGUGUGUGUGUGUGUGUGUGUGUGUGUGUGUGUGUGUGUGUGUGUGUGUGUGUGUGUGUGUGUGUGUUUGGACCUGUUUGAAUCCAUUGAGCUGAGUCAUGAAUCAGUCACACCAUUCAGAAAUCAGUGAAAUAAUUGAGGUUGAAGCUAACCCACAGGAUGUUUUUACUGUCACCAUUAACUGACGUUUUUUUGUUUUUUCUUUUUCUUUUGGUCUUUCCACUGUUUUGUGGUGCUUGUCAGUUAAUAUCUAAUGUAUACUGGAAAGUGUGUGAUUGAAGAUGUCUGGAUGCAUUUUGCUGGCUUUUUGGGUUUGGGGUGUUUUUUUUGUUUUGUUUUGUUUUUUUUGUUUGUUUGUUGUUGUUUUUUUUUUUUUACUUUUUUAUGCUACCUGGCCGUGCAUGUUAAGUGUACAGUGUAUCAUUUCUCAGACUGCAUUAAACAGGGCUACUGCAGUGCUGAGCUCUGCUGGCCAACACGGAGACAUUGGACCUAUGAACUCCUGUCAGUGGGUAGGACAAAGGCUGCAGGUCAGAAGGACUCUGAUUGGUCAGCUCUGACUGAAAGUUUUGACCUGAGUACUGUCUGCUUCGGGAUUUCUGGCAGUUUGCUCAUUGCAGUCGUCAUAACUGACAUCAUGGAUCUAGAAAACCCCCCUUCACCUCUUCAUGGACAAGGCAGAAAAUAUAUAGAUUUAUAUACACAUAUACAUACGCGUGUGUGUGUGUGUAUGUAUAUGUGUAUAUAUGCAUAUAUAAAUAACUAAUGAUGAUCAUGGUGGAUUUUUUGGGGGGUUUUUUGUUUUGGGGUUUGUUUGUUUUUUUGUUUUUUUGUUGGUUUUUUUUUAUAGAAAUUUGUUUUCUUUUUAGCCCCUCUGUAUUUUUAGUUUAGUGCUUUAGGUUUUUUCUUUUUCUUUGUUUUUUUUUUUCUUUCCAUCUCUCUUCCCCUCCAGCAGAGCACACGAGCUCUGUCGGUUGAGUUGAUAUUACGGCUGAAUGGAUUCUGUAUAGAAAAAUGGUGAAUAAAAUAAAUUAAGAACUGUGUAGUGAAACAUGAAUCCUGAAGCGCUUGAUCUAAAAACACUUUGUCUCCUUUUAACCCCUCUUCCCCGCCCCCUUUGCUCCUCUCCCCCCUCAUUCAGGAUUCUGCUGUAAAUAAACAUGACUCUAACUGUAACAA